Fusarium odoratissimum NRRL 54006 is the source of this 1704-nucleotide messenger RNA. RefSeq lists its product as uncharacterized. The coding region runs from base 26 to 1510 and encodes 494 amino acids. Lineage: Eukaryota; Fungi; Ascomycota; Sordariomycetes; Hypocreales; Nectriaceae. The record is from RefSeq and is a predicted model, not a curated record. The transcript has a single exon.
CAUUGUUCUGCAAUUGAUUGCAAACAUGGCCACUUUCGUUGAAACAAUCAACAUCUUGAGAUUCGAGAUCAUCCCUCGGUUAUUCAUUCGCGAUCAACUCCAUCUUUGUCAAACAAGCAAAGAUCUCCAUACCGCAACUGUUUCAGUUCUCUACCGCGACAUCACCAUAACACACGACGUCGAAGUACCAAAUGACCCGCCACUGUCAGCCGGAAAGUUGAGAAGGCUUGAGAGAUUACGCGCGGCACGCAGAAAGCGACUACCCUGGGGCGUUGGCUUUCUUUUUGCGAUAUUGAGCCGACCAGCCUUGAGAAGUCAUGUUAAGAGCCUAAGGUUUCGAAUCGAGAAUUAUGUUCAUGAUGAACAUUUUCGUGGUACUGGGCUUUUGAAGCCAUUGAAUUUUCACCCGCUGGACAACGAAAAGGCUCGGCAAAUGAUUCUUGAUGGAAUUGACGAUUUGAGCUUUUCUGAAACGGAAAAGCUGAGUGCGGCGUUCACGGAUCGCGACUUUGAUCUUAUCUUAUCGCUCACCAUCGCGGCAUGCACCGAGAUCCAGAGUCUUACCAUCGACCUUGGAUACUUUCUAUACAGCCACAAAUGGCUUCUCGAACUAUUCAAGAACUCACUUUCACCUCAAACAAAAUCACAUAGUCUCCAGAACGUCACGCAUUUCGAAGUUGCCAAUCCUCGGGGCUGGUUAGGUUACCAGCAACUUCCUAGGGGAAUUCAUCCACUUUCAUUUUACCUCCCAAAAGUGAGAACCUUACCCCUGGAGAGUUUCGCUAGUCAUCGUAAAGGGGAGAACAGCGCAUUGGCAGACACAAAUCCCUUUUGGCCUCUUUCAUCUGCACCACAGGCUACCUUUCUUACUACGCUUCAUCUCGAUCACUGCUCGUCAAACGCCCAUAAUAUAGCAGCAAUGCUUGCGCAGACGCCCAAUCUCAAGACAUUGUUUUACGCAUGUUAUCUUCCUGCUUUUGAAUGCGACUUUGACGUUGAUGAGCUUAGAAGCGGACUGGAGCAUGUGCGCAAUAGCUUGUCUAAAUUAACAUUGAACUUGAUUAUUAUGCAGAGAGGGCUUAUUGAUUUCUCGGAUCAUGAGUGGCCAUUGACUCACGGCCGCAUUGAUGAUCUUCGAGAGUUCCUGUCUUUGACGGAUCUUGAGAUUCCUCUCACUUUUCUUCAUGGCCAUACAGCCCCAGGGGACUGGCAACCAUUGGCCGAUCUCCUGCCACCAAAUCUCAUCUCUCUUACAGUCAAAGAUGAACUAAUGGACGAUUAUACUACCUUCCAAGAUCUCUACACAGAAACAGCAAUCCGUGAUAUGAUGCGGACGUUCCUCAGCUACGGCUCCAGGUCAUUUACCCUCAGUUUACGCCACGUUUACUUUUAUCGCUACCCCGCGAUCUGGGACUAUGAAAACCUCUCGAAGGGCCCCGAGAAGGAAUACUACGAGGAUUGGAAGCCUGUAGAUGACAAGUACGGCAGUCGAUGGGCUUUUGCGGAGUGAUUACUUGGCGGAAACAAAAUUGCUCGAUGACCUGAUCUGUGGAGAUGGUGUUUUGCAGAAGGGGUUUCGGGGGUUUGUUUCACCCGCUUUCGCUAGAUUUCUGAAACACGAGGGGUUGCAGAACGGCAAAACAAAAGGGACCCUGAUUUUGAGACGGCAAUUAAGUAAUUGUUUGUAGAUGGGAAUUGGAUGCG